This is a messenger RNA of Perognathus longimembris pacificus (Pacific pocket mouse), 1785 nucleotides long. It is a transcript of the gene Usb1, whose product is annotated as U6 snRNA biogenesis phosphodiesterase 1. Lineage: Eukaryota; Metazoa; Chordata; Mammalia; Rodentia; Heteromyidae. Gene Ontology annotation, biological process: U6 snRNA 3'-end processing. The record is from RefSeq and is a predicted model, not a curated record. The coding region runs from base 11 to 766 and encodes 251 amino acids. The transcript is spliced from 7 exons. Gene Ontology annotation, cellular component: nucleus. Gene Ontology annotation, molecular function: 3'-5'-RNA exonuclease activity.
GCGGGGCCCCAUGAGCGCGGCGCCCCUGGUGGGCUACAGCAGCAGCGGCUCCGAGGAUGAAGCCGAGGCCGAGGCCGCGUCUGCGGCCACGGGGCGAACCGGGCCCGGGAAUAGACGGCGCCGUCGAAGCCAGAGCUCCCUGCCCUGUCAGAGGUUUCCAGUACCAGAGAGUGUGCUGAACAUGUUUUCCAACACAGAGGAAGGACCAGAGGAUGACAGUACAAAACACGGGGGACGGAUCCGCACCUUUCCCCAUGAGCGGGGCAACUGGGCCACCCACAUCUAUAUACCAUAUGAAGCCAGGGAGGAAUUCCUGGACCUGCUUGAUGUGUUGCUGCCCCACGCCCAGACCUAUGAGCCCCGGCUGGUGAGGAUGGAGGAAUUCCACCUCAGCCUGUCUCAGAGUGUGGUCCUGCGCCACCACUGGAUCCUCCCCUUUGUACAGUCCCUGAAAGACCAUGUGGCCUCCUUCCAAAAAUUCUUCUUUACUGCCAAUCAGGUAAAGAUUUAUACCAAUCAAGAGAAAACCAGGACCUUUGUUGGGUUUGAGGUCACCUCAGGGCAUGCCCAGUUCCUGGACCUAGUUUCAGAGGUUGACAGAGUCAUGGAAGAGUUCAGCCUGGCCACGUUCUAUCAGGACCCUUCAUUCCACAUCAGUCUGGCCUGGUGUGUGGGUGACGCACAUCUGCAGCUAGAAGGGCAGUGCCUCCGGGAGCUACAGGUUCCCCCUAACAUGACUGUCCCCUCCCUGCUGGCUGCCGGCUGAAGGAGAUCGUGGACCAUUUUGAAGACUCUGAGCUGCUGCUGCGAGCGCUUGCUGAGCAGGUCCGCUGCAAGUCUGGGAACAAGUUCUUCUCCGUGCCUUUGAAGUGAGCCCCAAAGGCAUUCCGGGACUCAGGCCCCUCUGCAGGCCAGACUGGAGAUGGGGGAGCCUGCCAACACCCAUGGGAAUGCCCCAGCCUCCCUCCAGGAGGCCCCAGCUCCCAUUCCUGAUUCUUCCUAGAGAGAGUUUGGUCCAUAGGAUUACAGGUUAGAUGCCACUGUGUGGCCGUCAUUCUCAGAAAUCACCAGUAGAGGGAAGUCUGGACUUUCUAAUUCUUGCUCUGUAGUUGUGUUACAAAGAGAAAAAUGAGGGUCCCUAGGGGAUCCCAUCCACACCCAGCCAGAACCCUAACUGAAGUCCCUCUGGGCCACUACCCCAGGCCCUGCCCCUGUUGGCAUUGUGGUUCCAUAAGACUCAGCAAAGUCUUUUGGGAUUUUUUUUUGUUUUUUUUUUUUUAAAUCAUCAUACCUUAUCAAGCUAGGACCUAGUGACUUCAGUGAGACCGCCACCUCCUUCCUGGAAGUAUGCCACCAUUAUUUAUCUGGUUUUGUCGCCCCAUCCUGCACCAGCAGAGGCCAUUUCAGGACUAGGCACAGGGUGCUAAUUUGUGGUGGGCAGCAGCUUUCUCCAUUCCCUCCUCCCACUUUCCAGGUGCCUGGGGAGGCUUCAACAGAUGUUUCAUUUUGGCCUGGCCCUGGCUGGAGGCCAGGCCUCCAACACUCUGACCUCUGGCUUCCUCAGCAGCUUUCCCAAAGAGGCAGAGAGGUCCCUUCCUGCAGGGGCCUCCUGCUGCUGCUGUGGCGGGUCUUUCUGCAAGGAGCCUAGGGGAUUCUUUUUAUCAGUUCCUCAAGAGGAUGAGGACCAGUCCUUACCAGUUAUCACUGGAGUUUCUGGUGACAGAUGAAGAAUUAUUUUUGUUACAGAUGUAAAUUAUCCUAAAAAUAAAAAUGGCAUUUUUCUUU